GUAGGGAGGAGAGAAGGAGUAGAGAGAAGACCAAAGGGCAGAGAGCAGAGCCCAGAAGAGAAGAGAAGAGAAGAGAAGAGAGACUCUCUUGCAUCUCUCUCCAGAUGCUCUCCCUACCGCCGCCUCCCCACGCGCUCCACCGGCCCGUCCCAGCAGCCGCCGCCGGGUAGACACACGCACGCAGCCCGGCCCCCUAACGGCCAGCGCCGCCCCGAUGGGCCGCGGCGUCGGCUCGCGCUCCGGCGGCGGCGCCGCGCAGCCUCCGUGGCACUCGCUCCCGGACGAGGUCUGGGAGCACGCCUUCUCCUUCCUCCCCGCCGCCGCCGACCGCGGCGCCGCGGCGGGCGCCUGCCGCGGCUGGCUCCGCGCCGAGCGCCGCUCCAGGCGCCGCCUCGCCGUCGCCAACUGCUACGCCACGUCCCCGCGCGACGCCGUCGAGCGGUUCCCCUCCGUGCGCGCCGCCGAGGUCAAGGGCAAGCCGCACUUCGCCGACUUCGGGCUCGUCCCGCCCGCCUGGGGCGCCGAGGCCGCGCCCUGGGUCGCCGCCGCCGCCGACGGCUGGCCGCUGCUCGAGGAGCUCAGCUUCAAGCGCAUGGUCGUCACCGACGAGUGCCUCGAGAUGAUCGCGGCCUCCUUCAGGAACUUCCAGGUCCUGCGCCUCGUCUCCUGCGAGGGAUUCAGCACCGCCGGGCUCGCCGCCAUUACCGAGGGUUGCAGAAAUUUGAGAGAACUUGACCUUCAAGAGAAUUAUAUUGAGGAUUGUUCCAGUCAUUGGCUCAGUAGCUUUCCAGAAUCCUUCACUUCUCUGGAAACUCUUAAUUUUUCAUGCUUAGAUGGGGAGGUCAAUUUUGCAGUACUUGAGCGGCUAGUGACCAGAUGUCACAAUCUCAAGACUCUAAAGCUCAAUAAUGCAAUCCCUCUUGAUAAGGUUGCUAGUCUCCUUCGUAAGGCUCCGCACAUAGUAGAACUUGGAACUGGCAAAUUCUCUGCUGAUUAUCAUCCAGAUCUCUUUGCAAAGCUUGAAGCAGCAUUUGCAGGUUGUAAAAGCCUGAGAAGGCUAUCUGGGGCUUGGGAUGCUGUUCCAGAUUACCUGUCAGCAUUUUAUGGUGUAUGUGAAGGCCUCACAUCACUUAAUCUGAGUUAUGCUACUGUUCGAGGCCCUGAGCUCAUUAAAUUUAUUAGCAGAUGCAAGAAUCUGCAGCAAUUAUGGGUCAUGGAUCUCAUUGAGGACCAUGGUCUAGCUGUCGUGGCAUCAACUUGCAGUAAACUACAAGAGUUGCGGGUCUUCCCUUCUGACCCUUUUGGUGCUGGGCAAGUUUUGUUGACUGAAAGAGGUCUUGUUGAUGUUUCUGCCAGUUGUCCCAUGUUGGAGUCGGUCCUCUACUUCUGCAGGCGGAUGACGAAUGAGGCUCUUAUUACAAUUGCAAAGAACCGUCCCAACUUCACCUGCUUCCGCCUAUGCAUCCUUGAGCCCCGUACUCCAGAUUACAUCACACAACAGUCUCUUGAUGCAGGUUUCAGUGCCAUUGUGGAAUCAUGCAAGGGCCUUAGGCGCCUCUCUGUCUCCGGCCUUCUCACAGAUCUUGUAUUUAAAUCAAUCGGUGAACAUGCUGAUCGUCUUGAGAUGCUUUCAAUAGCCUUCGCUGGGAACAGCGAUCUAGGCCUGCACUAUAUCCUCUCAGGCUGCAAGAGCCUAAAGAAGCUGGAGAUCAGGGACUGCCCAUUUGGGAAUAAGCCGUUGCUGGCAAAUGCUGCCAAGCUGGAGACAAUGCGAUCCCUUUGGAUGUCGUCAUGCUCGUUGACCCUGGGCGCAUGCCGACAGCUUGCACAAAAGAUGCCUCGCCUUACUGUGGAGAUCAUGAACGAUCCUGGACGAGCAUGUCCCUUGGAUGCACUUCCGGAUGAAAGCCCUGUUGAGAAAUUGUAUGUGUACCGGACAAUUGCCGGUCCAAGGUCUGACACACCAGACUACGUCCAGAUUGUUUAAGGGCGUCAUGCUAUAUGGGGGUACUCUGGGUGUUCAUUUUCAACCUCAAUUGGUACCUUCUGCAAUCUGCAUCUUCCUAGCAUAACAUAGAGUUUUUUUAAGGCAAGUAGAAAGGCUGGUGGUUUGAUGAACCUAUCAUAAGAUCUCUACUUGACAAAUGUAGGAUGAGACUCGAGGCCUUUUUUCAGGUGUUAAUAACUGUAGGGGGCUCGGUGGAUUACAGAAACUACUAGAUAGCGUCAUGAGAAAACCUUGGUUUGUUUUCUUUAGCGUGUUUAGUUCCUUUUAUGUAUAAAAAUAUGGCACCAUUUUAAUCUUGUAAUGUACUGUAUUACUGGAUAAACUGUACCUGAGCUGAGUUUGUCACCUCUACCUUUUGGCCUUCCUUUUUCUAAUUAUGGGUUGUUCUGGAUGCUAAAUAAUCAUGGCAUGUAUUUCUUGUGGUA
Messenger RNA from Brachypodium distachyon (stiff brome), 2433 nucleotides. RefSeq names its product transport inhibitor response 1-like protein Os05g0150500. The transcript has 3 exons. The record is from RefSeq and is a predicted model, not a curated record. Gene Ontology annotation, cellular component: SCF ubiquitin ligase complex. Gene Ontology annotation, molecular function: protein binding. Lineage: Eukaryota; Viridiplantae; Streptophyta; Magnoliopsida; Poales; Poaceae. The coding region runs from base 215 to 1987 and encodes 590 amino acids. Gene Ontology annotation, biological process: SCF-dependent proteasomal ubiquitin-dependent protein catabolic process.